AUGCCCGACAGGGCAGGAACUCUGCCUUCAAACAAUACCAUGGUUGAUUUUUUACUGAUUUAUCUCCUUCCUACUAUAGCACGCACCACUUUCAAGAUGGGAUUCGUCAUCUUCUGCAGCAAGCCUAACCUUACCACCCUCACCGUCACCCUGGACAACAAACUAAUUCUACGACAAGCUUUCAAAGGUAAACAGGUGAACGAAAAAUUGAGGAAAUAUUGUGCGAAGUAUGGUGCAGAAAGCCAUAUGCCUGUUCUGAUGAGAAGUGUCUUUGGAAACGACUGCAUCGAAGAAGUUACUCACGAGCUUGAUCGCGACCUAUACGAUCGCCUGGGUCUGGAGGAAAAUGUGAGCCUGCGCUACCAGUAUACAAUGCUGAACAAAAAAAACGAGCAGCCGAAGAUUGGGCCGAGCUCGAACCUCAGCCAUCCGCUGCAGAACUGUCUAACAAGGAUCUCGUUUCAAGCGUACUAUAAGACAUCGAGGGAGGAUCUGUCUUCAAGGCUCGCGGCUUAUGAGAAAUCUCGCAGGGAGAACGAGGAAGAAUUCUCCAUGUGGGACACCCGAAUCAAGGCACUGCUCAGGAAAGAUGGUCCAAAGAUCACGAAUAUCAUUGCUUUGGAACUUGGCAGCCACCAUAUAGUCAACCCGGAUGUCGAAAGCAAGGAGAUGGACCCCGGCACUGGUAUGAAGUUGGCGCUCCUCAUGCAUAUGAGAAGGAUCCUUUCUCGUAAGUCUCCAUCCCGUCCGCGUCAGAAUACGUAUAUGCUUACCACCGUCUCAGCGCAAGAAGGAAAACUUUUGCCGUGUUUCAUCCAGGACCCUACGUACUCUAGAUUCGACAAGGAGUUCUUGAAAGGAAACGCAUUCAACGUCGUCGACGACCCCGACGCUUUCUCGAUGAUCAAUGCCAACAGCCUGGUAAUGAACAUGGACAACGAAGUCUCCCGCUUGUGGUGGAUCUGCGAGGGUACGUGGCCCGCCGUCCUGAUCACCGAGAACCACUGGGUGGACAAGAAGAGAGAGGCGGAUUUCGUUUCCCAGCCUCCUUACAUGCUCCCCGGCCUGAAUAAGAUGUUCGAGGCCUACGAGCGAGACGAGGAAUUCGACCAGAGCUGGUUCUACUGCGAAAAGGGGAUCCUCAACAUCUACAUCCGCAAGGAUGAAGCCACGCCCGCUCUCACCCAAUAA
Messenger RNA from Drepanopeziza brunnea f. sp. 'multigermtubi' MB_m1, 1191 nucleotides. Lineage: Eukaryota; Fungi; Ascomycota; Leotiomycetes; Helotiales; Drepanopezizaceae. The record is from RefSeq and is a predicted model, not a curated record.